AUGGCUUCUAGUGGAGUCAGUUCCAUUCACAAAAUUGGAGGGAAGCUAAACUCUACAGGCUACCAGGAAAUCCUUGCCAACAAAAAGUUGCCUGACGCUUACAUUUUGAUCGGUGAAGAUUUCAUUCUACAACAAGACAACGCCCCCAUCCACAUUGCGUUUUCGAUGGGAAAGUGCCUUUGUGCUAAAGACGUCACUGUUCUUGAGUGGCCAUCUCGCUCUCCAAAUGCCAAUCCAAUAGAACAUCUGUGGCACUGGCUGAAAGUGAAGGCUGUCAAAAACACCAUGAAAUGUGCAACAGAAUUAGCUAAUGCUGUGAGAAAGAGAACAAAAGUCAGUUCAUGCGUUGAAUUCGUGUUGACAAAAGUUGACGCAAGUGAAUCAAUCAACUUCUUGCUGUGUCAGACACCAAUCAAACCCUAUCAAUUGUGUUUUAGACAUUAUGAACGGGACAACAGUGUGAAUGAUGAAUUCAGCAAAAACAAUCAGAUCAGACCACAGGAAGUGAAACUGUUAUUAAGAAAAGGUCAAAGUGAAAAAAUUGAAGUAACUGUUAAACGAGCAGCAGACUAUCCAGUUGAUCUGUAUUACUUAAUGGAUGUGUCUAACUCUAUGAAGGAUGAUUUGGAGAAAUUGAAAGGCCUUGCCAAGAAUCUAACUGCAACACUUGGCAACCUUACUAAUGACUAUCAAGUUGGGUUUGGAAAGUUUGUAGACAAAGUAACACUGCCGUUUGUUGACACAUAUGGACCUCGACUGGAUGAUCCUUGCAAUGAUAACUGUGAACCAGCAUUUUCAUUUAUAAAUUCACUGCCUUUGAACAGUGAUGAAGCUGUCUUUGAGGAAGGAAUAUUGAAAGAGAAGACUUCAGGGAAUCUCGAUCGUCCUGAAGGACUACUUGAUGCUCUAAUGCAGACUUCUGUAUGUACAGAGGCAAUAAGAUGGAGACGGGAUGCAUGGCAUUUGGUUGUCAUGGCAACAGAUGAUCAAUAUCACACUGCGGGUGAUGGAAAGUUGGGUGGCAUUUAUACUCCUAAUGAUGGCAAAUGCCAUCUUGACCACAAUAACAGAGGUGGCAAAUACACCAAUGCUACAGAAUGGGAUUAUCCCUCUGUCAGUCAAAUGAGGAAGGUGCUGUUUGAUAAUAAAAUUAUUCCAAUGUUUGCCGUAGUAAAUGAUGUUCAACCUUUGUAUCAGGCACUGAGAAAUGCUUUAUUGCCUGUAAGGGGCUUCAUUGGUGAACUGGAUAAGGACUCUAGCAACAUUCUCGAAUUAAUCAGGAGAGGCUAUGAGGAAAUAGCCAGUGAGGUGUUUUUGACAGCAGCUAAUAUACCUGAUGCAGUGCGAGCUGAUAUCAAAGUGGUUAAAUGUGUGGGUAAGAAUGCAACGGCAGUAGAGUCUUCAGAUUCUCAUGGUUGCACAGGAAUAAAGGAAUCUGAAAAGGCAGUCUUUGAAGUUACCUUAGAGCUGCUGGAGUGUGUUUCUGAUUCGCUUAAUGUUUAUAUUGAUGCUGGGGCGUUUGGACGAACACAAGUUACCAUCGAACCACUCUGUAGCUGUUCAUGUGAAGUGCCAGCAAGCACAGAAGAAAAUUCUGAUAAAUGUAGUGGACAUGGCAAGCUUCAAUGUGGUAUUUGCAUAUGUUAUGGAAACCGUGCUGGGGAGAUUUGUGACAAGGAGUGUGACCCUACAGAUAAUGCUGCUACUAUUGGGUGUAAGCCAACUAAUUCUACAGCAGCAACGCCUGGAUGCUCAGGUCAUGGUCGAUGUGUGUGUGAUGAGUGUAUAUGUGAUGUAGAUGAUAAGGGUCGUCCUUUGUAUGCUGGAAAGUAUUGCCAGUGUCCACAGCUAUAUUGCGCUCGUGAUAAACAAGGAAAAGAAUGUGGAGGCGAAGAGCAAGGAGUGUGUGUGUGUGAUCGACCUGACUGUAAAUGUGAAUGUCAAUGUAAGAGUGGCUGGAAAAAUACAAUCUUCAAUCCAACAUGCGAAUGUUCUACUGAUACAUCAGGUUGCAUGGAGAGUGGUGAGCUCUGCUCAAAACAUGGGACAUGUGACUGUGAUGGGCAGUGUGAGUGCAACGAAGGGUUUUACGGGAUAUACUGUCAGACAUGUGUGAGUUGCCCGGAUGUUUGUCGAUUAGAUGGGCUGGAAGAAUGUGUUGCUUGUUCUAAGUCACAAGGUGGCUGUGUAAACUCUAACUGCUCAUCAUUCAUUUUACAUGAGACGCUAAGAAGUGAACCGAAGGAUGACUAUAGAAUUAUCUCUACAGAGGGACCUGAGAAUACAGUAAGGUGUGAAUUGAAGAAUGCAGACAACUGCAUUUACGUAUUCUAUAUCACUGAGCGAGAAAUAGAUGGAGCAAGGAUAGUUGAGGCACUUGCUGAUGGUCUUGAAGAUUGUCCGACACCAGUUGACGUUGUUCCCAUUGUUGCUGGCAUAGUGGGUGGGAUAUUUGCAAUUGGAUUAGCUCUUCUGUUUAUCUGGUGGAUACUUAUGCAGAUUGCAGCGUUCCGGGAAUACAAGGCAUUUGUUAAAGAACAAGCGAAUGCUAGUUGGAACCAGACAACAAGUCCGCUGUAUGAGCCUCCAAGUCAGAAGUAUUUGAAUCCAACUUACAAGGGAAAGUCGCAGAAAUCACAAAACUAAAUUAAAUUUUAGAAUUAUAGGUAAAUGUGUUCAGAUCAGUAGUUUUAGUUGCUUAUCAUAGGCUUAGAGGACUGCGUUUCUGAGUCAAGAUGCAUGAAACGAGUUUCUUGUAUUGUGGUAGUCAGACCUUAUGUCUUUUCUUUAGUGCAGCUUGUUUCCAAACGGAAUAGUCACAAUAUAGCAUCAAUAAUUAUGGAUACUGUA
This is a messenger RNA of Corticium candelabrum, 2850 nucleotides long. RefSeq names its product integrin beta-1-A-like. Gene Ontology annotation, cellular component: cell surface; focal adhesion; integrin complex. Gene Ontology annotation, molecular function: nucleic acid binding; integrin binding. NCBI's taxonomy places the organism in Eukaryota, Metazoa, Porifera, Homoscleromorpha, Homosclerophorida, Plakinidae. Gene Ontology annotation, biological process: cell-matrix adhesion; cell adhesion mediated by integrin; cell migration. The transcript has 26 exons. Bases 1 to 2646 code for a protein of 881 amino acids. The record is from RefSeq and is a predicted model, not a curated record.